GGCCGAUGUUUGGUCCCUAUUCUUUCAUUAGUGUAAUGGAUGGUAGGGAAGAGAAGGAUGAUUCUGAGCGUAGUUGGAGAAACAUGGUUGAGGUUUCUAUUGUGAUGAAAAUACUGAAGAAUUUAUACAAAGCAUGGGUUGGCACUGGCUCCAACAGAAUUACCACAUUGGUAUAAUAUCUCCUUAUGCUGCUCAAGUAGUAGCAAUUCAAGAAAGACUUGGACAGAAGUUUAAUGCUCUUGAUGGAUUUACAGUAAAGGUCAAGUCAGUAGAUGGGUUCCAGGGUGGGGAAGAGGACCUAAUUAUAAUAUCGACUGUAAGGUCUAAUACUCAUGCAUCGAUUGGGUUCACAUCGAAUCUAAAGAGAACUAAUGUUGCUCUUACAAGGGCUAGGCACUGUCUAUGGAUAUUGGGAAAUGACAGAACGCUAGUGAAUAGUGGAUCUGUUUGGAAAACCUUGGUCCUUGAUGCUAAGAAUCGUCAAUGUUUCUUUUACGCUGAUCAGGACAAGGAUUUGGCUAAAACAAUUUUAGACGUGAAGAAAGAAUUUGAACAGUUUGAUGAUUUACUUAAUCCUAAUAGCAUACUUUUUAGAAAUGCUAUGUGGAAGGUUCUUUUUAGUGAUAACUUUUUGAAAUCAUUUCAAAAAUUGAAGUGUGUCCGGAGAAAGAAGUCAGUUAUAACCCUUUUACUUAAAAUUUCCAGUGGCUGGAGACCCAAAAAGUUGAGCAUAGUUUGUAAAAGUUCUUCACAGAUCUUAAAGCAAUUUAAGGUUGAAGGUCUUUAUAUUGUUUGUGCAAAUGACAUAGUAAAGGAAUGGAGUGACAUUGAAAAGGAAUUGAGGUACUAUCAAGCUUUGAAGAUCUGGGAUAUAGUACCUAUAGAGGAUAUUCCAAAAUUAGUGAAACGUCUUGAUAGUAUGUUCAGAAAAUAUACAGAUGACUUUAUUAAUCGCUGCCAAGAGAAAUGUCUUGAGGGGGGUUUGGAAAUUCCAAAGAGUUGGUCAAUCUCUUUUGAUAUUGUCCGGAUUAAGAAACUUGAUAACCAUGAAAAUGGGAUUGAUCUAAGUGGUUGUGCUACUGAUGGUAGAAGUUAUGUUGAGAAUGCUAGAGUGAGUGAGAGUCUUAUGCUGAUGAAAUUCUACUCCUUAUCAUCAAGCGUAGUGCCCCACUUGCUUUCUAACCAUGAUGGUGGUGAAUUGGAUCUACCGUUUGAAGUAUCUGACCAAGAGCUAGAGAUAAUCCUUUUUCCUAGAAGUACAUUUGUACUAGGGCGGUCAGGUACUGGGAAAACUACUGUUUUGACUAUAAAGUUAUUUCAGAAAGAAAAACUGCACCAUAUGGCAAGGGAGUUAUUGUAUGAGGAAAAGGAGGUUGAGGAGACCACUGCUGGGAUGAAGGAAAAUGUAUUGCACCAACUUUUUGUGACAGUGAGUCCUAAACUGUGUUAUGCUGUAAAACAAGAAGUUUCUCGUUUGAAAAGCUUUUCCUGUGGUGGUAAUUCUUCAAAAGGAAGUAGUUUAAUUGAUAUGGAUGAUUUUGACGAUGCCUCUCAAUUCAAGGAUAUCCCAGAUUCUUUUGUUGAUGUUCCUCCCCUGUCAUAUCCUCUUGUCAUAACAUUUCACCAAUUUCUGAUAAUGCUUGAUGGAACUGUGGGUAAUUCAUACUUUGAAAGAUUCCAUGAAGCAAGGAAACAUUCUAAUGGUCCAAUAAGUGGUAGUUCAGUUUCCUUACAGAGCUUUAUAAGGAUGAAAGAAGUUAAUUAUGAAAGGUUUAGUACAGCAUACUGGCCCCGUUUCAAUACCCAGCUAACUAAGAAGCUCGACUCUUCUAGAGUUUUCACAGAGAUUAUUUCCCAUAUAAAAGGUGGCCCGCAAGCUGCAGAGGCAGGUGAUGGUAAACUCAGUCGUGAGGACUAUGUUCUACUAUCAGAGGGCCGGGUUUCUCGUCUAUGUAGACAGGAGAGAAAGAUAAUAUAUGAAAUCUUUGAAAAUUAUGAAAAAAUGAAGAAACAAAAUGGUGAGUUUGAUUUUUCUGAUCUUGUAAUUGAUCUUCAUCGUCGAUUAAGAGUUGAAAGAUACAGUGGCGAUGAAAUGCAUUUUGUAUAUGUGGAUGAGGCGCAGGAUCUUACAUUAAGCCAAAUUGCUUUAUUCAAAUAUAUUUGUAAAAAUGUUGAAGAGGGUUUUGUUUUCUCUGGUGAUACUGCUCAGACGAUUGCGAAGGGAAUUGACUUUAGAUUCCAAGAUAUAAGAUCUCUAUUCUACAAUAAGUUUGUGCUGGAAUCAAAAAGCAGUGGACAAGAUGGAAGAAAAGAGAAAGGUAUAAUCUCAGAGAUCUUCCAUUUGAACCAAAACUUCCGUACUCAUGAUGGAGUUCUUAAGCUAUCACAGAGUGUGAUUGAACUUAUUUAUCAUUUCUUUCCUCAAUCUACUGAUAAUUUGCCUCCUGAGACUAGUCUUGUAUAUGGUGAAGCUCCCAUUCUGCUUGAAUCAGGGAACAACGAAAACGCUAUCAUAACUAUUUUUGGCAAUAGUGGAAAUGAUAGAGGAAGUAUUGUUGGCUUCGGUGCAGAGCAGGUAAUAUUGGUACGAGAUGAUUUUGCUCGGAAGGAAAUUACCAAUCACGUUGGGAACCAAGCUCUUGUUCUAACUAUUGUUGAGUGCAAGGGCCUUGAAUUUCAGGAUGUAUUGCUAUACAACUUUUUUGGCUCAUCAUCUCUGAAAAAUGAAUGGAGGGUGAUAUAUAAAUAUAUGGAAGAGCAAGAUUUGCUUGACCCAACUUUACCCAUCUCCUUCCCAAGUUUCAAUGAAGCUAAACACAAUGUGUUGUGCUCCGAACUGAAGCAACUUUAUGUGGCUAUCACUCGUACCAGGCAGAGGUUGUGGAUUUCUGAGAAUUCAAAGGACCUCUGCAAACCAAUGUUUGACUAUUGGAAGAAAAAGUGUCUUGUCAACUAGAUGAUUCACUUGCUCAGGAAAUGCAGGUUUCUAGCAGUUCAAAGGAGUGGAAGUCCCGGGGCAUUAAGUUGUAUUUAGAGCAUAAGUUUGAAUUUGCAAUCACGUGCUUUGAAAGAGCUGGUGAUAUUUAUUGGCAAAGAAGGUCCAAGGCUGAGGGCCUUAGAGAAAAUGCUGACCAUAUGCGCGGUUCAAAUCUUGAAAAGG
Messenger RNA from Quercus robur (English oak), 3160 nucleotides. RefSeq lists its product as uncharacterized. The transcript is spliced from 8 exons. The record is from RefSeq and is a predicted model, not a curated record. Gene Ontology annotation, molecular function: hydrolase activity; ATP binding; helicase activity. The coding region runs from base 134 to 2956 and encodes 940 amino acids. NCBI's taxonomy places the organism in Eukaryota, Viridiplantae, Streptophyta, Magnoliopsida, Fagales, Fagaceae.